AUGGAACUUCCUUCCGAAAUACUUGACCAGGUCCUUGAUGGGUUGAUGGUCUACCAGCCAUUGGCAAAAGUCCGAGGCGUCUACUCUCUAGGCGACUGGAAGUUUUUCACGUCACACUCAGCGCGGCUUCCUGUUAAUACGCGACACGGUUCCGGCUCCUUGCAGAAGUUAAACCAGGGCGAACUGCCCCCCAUCGGAGGCGGCUUCUGGAACUUGCGCUUGGUCUCGCGCCAAUGGAACUCCUCCGUAAUCAGAAUGCUGCAGAAGCACGAAUGGUGGAGCGUACCCUUUGAUGAUCGGAAUCGUCUCGAGAAACUCAUCCGAAUCUGCGACGGGCCUGAUGGCGGUCCAUGUAGUUGGAUCAGAAGUCUCAGCCUCCACGAUCUCGAUGGACUACGAACUUUCUCGCGGUUGUACUCGUACGACUUUGAGAUGUUCGAAGGUCAGGAUGUCGAUGACGACUACAUCAUCUUGAACUCCUAUGUCGACAAACUUAGAACGACAGAUUGGUGGACCUCGGACCCGACACGCUCUAGGCACGAGCUCCAUUACGGGAAGAACAAUGAACACGCGCUUCUUCGACGCUUUUUUAACACUGUCAAGCACAUAGAGCGCUUCAGUGUUGACUUCCCUGCGGCACACAGCAAACACGAUCUCAUGGCAAAUUUGGACCUCAGCUUUGCGGUGCCUUCGACGUGGCAUAUUGGACAAUUGGCUGGCGGCCUCUCUCAAGAUGCUCGGGAUCGCCUUAGGAAGCUACGCUUGGUUAUCGUCGACGAGACUGGACCGAGCGGAAGCGCACAAUACACCAAGAUAGAGGAGGAAAAUAACGACGGCGAUAGAACGACUAUCCUGGGAUCGGUUGCGCCGAGUAAUGUGCAGGCAACCUAUCCCAACAGAGAACAUCAGGACGCACUCUGGGUCUUGGUGGCAUCUUGCCCCAAACUUGAGGCACUCGGCAUCGAGGCGACGCAUUAUCUCAACUUGGACGUUCAGCAGUGGGACAAUCCCCGAUUCAAAUCCAAAUAUCUGCGCGACCUCUCGCUCCGCCGGAUAUGGACAAACAUACCGUCGCUUCUACAACUAUUGUCGGCGGUUCCGUUAUCGUCACAGGAUUCGGCGAUCCGCCGGGUCAACUUUGACGACGUCAAGAUCCACUGGGAUGGGGGCAAUUGGGAAGACGUAUUUGCGCACCUGAGGACGAACUGCCCUGAUCUUGAGCUCUUUCGCGCGGAACAGCUCAGCUACUUUUCCAACCAUCCGCGUUACGAGCACAACAACAGGCAGUGGGAGAACUAUAAUUCUAUUUGGACGGACGACUACGAUGAGGACGCUAACGAUAGGCUGUUCUUGCAAAUGCUCGAUAUGAAGCUUAUCAAGAAGGCUGGGUCGCGGGAGGAUUAUCCUGUUUCGGUGUAUGAUUACGAUUCUGAGAUGGAGGAAGAAAAGCCAUAG
Molecule: messenger RNA, 1455 nt
Organism: Colletotrichum lupini
Lineage: Eukaryota; Fungi; Ascomycota; Sordariomycetes; Glomerellales; Glomerellaceae
Exons: 4
Coding region: 1-1455 (484 amino acids)
Source: RefSeq, a predicted model, not a curated record